CGUGCUGGAGGAGGGAGAUCUGUGCAGGUCUGUAGGUCGUGCUUUCAUAAACUAACAAACACAACAUAAAAAUGCAGAAACAAUGUUGCCUACUGAGAACACCGAGUUCCAACGAACUCCGGGCGUCGGUAAGCUGUAAUGUUUUGCUGUGCUUACUGGUAAAACGUUAGAAUAAACGAAUUAUAAAGCUGACAGUCUUUCUUUUUUUAAUUUUUGCCAGCUGUAAAUAACAUCGUAACAAUGUUCUUGGUGGUCAGGUUGAUUUGGAAGUGAUUGAAGAAGGCAGUAGCAUAGAGUUUCGCAUGAGAAGUCAGAAAUGAUUGGUCCAUCCUGUGGGGAAAAAAAAAAAAGAAAAAAAGAACGCACAUUUGCGUAAAGCAAAAGCUGCAUUUAACGACCCCCACUACUCACUGCCCUAAGCCAUUUGUCAUGUAUGUACAUCGUGUAGAGUUGGAGAAGAUCAUCACCACCAUAUUUUGCAUGCAGAGAGCGUGCUGUGGUGCUACCACAGAGUGCUACCAUUUCACAACACGCUUUUUAAAAGCAGUGACUGCGUAUGCCCCGACCUAAAAAGAAACUCGGCGCCAAACAGCCUCGCUCCCGUGUAAAUUCCAAGAAGACUGCGAGCAAACGGAGCAAGUCCAUUGGCAGUGUGAGCUGGGCUAUUCAAUGUCUCCUUGGCUUCCUGUGGAAACCAGUUCUCUUCCUGAUGGCAACAUGCACUGCAGUAGCUGCUGGCCUUGGCAAGUUCUGCAGACAGCAAACAAAUGAAAUGCCUGCUUCUGUUCAUUCAUCAUGCAGCCUACCAGAUGGCAUACCAGAAAAGGAACAUGGAAUGCUGGGAGCGGUGACUGCUAUACCACUGAAUCUGUACAAGCAUGUCAAAGACUUGUUGGCAGGCUCACAUCCCGACAGCUGUAAUGGCACCAGUCAGCUACUACUGAGUUACUCUGAACAAUCUGCAUCGUCUGGAACAGCAAGUCCAACAUCUGAUGAUAUCUUGCUUCCCCAGCUGUCAACAUCCUUUGACAAAAAGCUGGUUGUCAAUGGUAAAGAGGCACUUCUGAAAAAAACACCGGCUGAGGAUGUCAUAGAAUGUCAAAAUGCAAGCUUCCUAUCCAAGCAACCCAGAAGACCAACCAAAAGCAAGGGAAUGAUUGUGAACAAGGAAAAGAAAGCUACUUCUACUCAAAAGACGCAGCCAUCGUUAGCAAAACCCAAGCUAAAUAAAGCACACCUAAAUGACAACACAAAAGUGAGACGUGGCUCUAAUGCAUCUCAUGAAGAGACUGCAACUAAACAAAAAAACACCAUCAGCAAAGCCCCAUUAGCAAGUCCAGCUGGGAAACCAAAGCCUAAUGUUCCUAAAGAAACCAGUGCCAAGUCAGGCUUGUGGCAGCCACGAGAGUUGGUCAGAGACACAAGCAAACAGGAAAUACAUAGAAAAAAUCAGAAGAAAAGCCGUACAAAAGAGAUGCCAACAGGGUCGCUGAAACCCCAGUCUGAUCCAAGUAUGAAGUAUCCUGCAGGCCUUAUGGAAAAGACAGCACUACCUAACAUGCCAUCGUCACAGGCAGCUCCACUAAACAUCCCUGAAAUGCAGAACACAAGCAACAAGCAACCAUUAGGCACUGCUACAGAGCAAAGCAACACCCCUUCACAUAAACUAUCAUAUAAACCACAAUUGAAACCUGAAUCAAGGAAAAAGCAAACUGUAAGCCCUAAAGUGAAGUCAGGCCUACCUGAAAACUCGUCUGCACAAGCAGGUCCACUAAAAGUACCUGCACCACAAACUACAAUCAACAAGCAGCACUCGCACACUGGUGCUAGCUUCAGUGAAGUGCCAAACAUUUCCUCACACAGGCAUAUAGAUAAACCGCAACCCAAAUCCAAGGCAGGUACAGAGCACACUGUAGGUCUUAAAAAACAGACUCGAUUACCUAGCAAGCCAUCUUUACAAACAGUCCAACCGAAUGUACCUGCCCCAGAGAGCACAAGUGACAAGCAACCUUUAAAGGUGGCUGCCAGAACCAGCAAGCCACCAAGAAAAUCACAUAGGCCAACAGAUCACCCACAAUCCAAACCUGUGCCAACUAGUAAAAAACACUCUGUAGGCAUUAAACAAAAGGUGAAGCUACCUCAAAAGCCAUCACAGAGAGCUCCAUCAAAAGCACCUGCGCCAAACACUAGCAACGAGCAGCCUUCAGGGACAGCAACCAGCUCUGAUCAGGCAGCAAGUAACAUUACUGCACACAGGCCAAGAAACAGAAUGAAAAAAAUAUCUGAUUCAAGUAGUAAAAAGCAUCCUGUAAACCUUCAAGAAAAAACAGGUUUACGUAACAAACCAUCAUCACAAAGAGCUCCAUCGAAAGCAUCUGCACCAAGAAACACAAGGAACAAGCAACCUUCAAAGACAGCGGCCAAGUCUGAUGACGCACCGAGAAGCAUUCCUUCAGAUAAGCCCAGAAAGAGACCACAGCCAAAAUAUAAGCUAAGUAAAAAGCUCCAUACAGACCGUCAAGAAAAGAGAGGGGGGCUUAAUAAGCCAUCGUCACAGAAGGCUCCAUCAAAAGCACCCACGCCAAAGACAAACAAGCAGCAGCCUUCAAAGACAGCAGCCAUAUCUGAUCACGCAUCAAGCAACAUUCCCUCACACAAGCCACGAAACAUGCCACACCAUACAUGUAAGCCAAGUAGUAAAAGGCAUCCUGUAGACCUUCAAGAAAAGACUGAUUUAAAGAACAAGCCAUCAUUACUAAAAUCACCAAGAGAGUCUUCACCACAAAACACAAGUGACGAGCAGCCGCCAAGCACUGCAGCCAGCUUCGAUGAGGCACCACGAAACAUUCCUUCACCAAAGGUUACAGACAGGCCAGGAAGUGACCACAAGGCUCCAAGCAUUAGCACCACAGUGGACAACUCUGCCAACAGGAAAAAUGGCAUGACGCCAAGAGGACGCCUGCCGACUGUAAAGAGAAGCCUGGGAGAACCAAAGGAAGACAUAAAAUUGGAAAACAUUUCUAGGAAGAAAGCUGCAGAAGAACCCAUCGGUGACAAAGACAAGCAGCAAAAGGACUCUGCAAAAGAAAUGAACCAUCAAGCUGAGUCACCAAGAGACAGCAAAACAGAUGUCACAAAGCCAUCCAUGAUAGCCCUAAAUGUUGCUGGGCACAACUCAAAGUCAGGGUCGCAGAAAAUGAAAGCUCUAGACUCACAGGACGUACCAAGUGGUCAGUGGCCACAAAUGGUUUCUGCAAGAAUUGAGGGUUUUGGACCAGCCGUAAUAAUCAAUGCCCAGAGGAUACAGCCACAGAUGCCACACAAGGCACCACAUAAAAAGAAAUCGCUGCUGGACACAGUCCACAAAAUCAUGGAGGCUUGUGCCAAAAUGGCACGUCUCCUUGAAGCAAGUAGCACCGAUGAAGAUUCGAUACAUAUUGAAGCAGGAGGCUCAAGUCAAAAUUCCGUGCCUGCGAAACCAAGGCUAGGCGACAACGAUAUGAACACAGCCUUUGAAAACUAUGUUGUUAGAAACAAACACCACAAACUGCCAUCUGUAGAUGGAAAAGAGCAAAAUGAAAAAAAACUGAGUCUUAAGAAAGCUCUCAUGUCUGAGGACCAAAUAGAUACCACAGGCGACAUCUCCCGGUCAACUGGAGUGAAAAACACAGCUUCUUUAUUGCAUAAUCUACACAAGCUAACACGCAGAGUUACAGACAAAGGUACUCAGACAAAAAAGAAUAUGUUAACACAAACCAAAGGUGUGUCAACUGACUGCACUAAUCUUUUACCACAACAGGCAGGUCAUGUACCCAACAAUAAAGAACAUAAAAGUCUGCAGAUAGACUUGCCAAAAAAUAAUGUAACUUCUCUUAUCCAACUGCUGGAAGAAAAAGACCAACAAGGCAGUGAUGCAUUGGCCACCCCUAAACAGUGUUCCAAUGCAAAAGGUAGGGCACAGAACAGUGGUGUGAGGAAUGAAAAGAUCACCAAAACUUAUAACAAGCAACCAUCAGUUGUCCAGAAAGAUCAGUCUUUGCCAUUCCAGAAUACUGCAGCAGCUACACCCAUAGAUUGCCCAAAGACACCACCUCCAAUAAAACUUCCAAAUGGUAGCCCACAUGUAAGCUCAGCGGUCACUUUCUUUGAAAAGAAUGCCGAGCAACAGGACCGAAAUGGACCUACUUCUCCUAAACUGCAUUCCAGAUCAAGAGGGGAACGAGACCAAAAACCAGCAACAUACCAUGACGGUAACACAACACAGAAAGCAGAAGCAAUGAAUGUAGUACAACCGUAUGUGCAUACCAGAAAAGCUGCAAAUGCAGAGUCCUCCGAGUUGGCUACACAAUCAGUUACAUCCAACAGCCAACAGUCAGUUCUGCAUCUAGAUGUGCCACGGAAUGUAAGCUCACUUGACCAGUUGCUUGAAGACAAUGCCCAGAAAUGGAACAAAGCUGUCUCUCACAAACUGCCUUCCAAACCUGCAUGCACUGCUUUACAAAAAACCACAAAAGAUGACGACACUAGCAGAAGUGAGGACGUGCAAGCACCUGUCUGCCAGGAAGACCAACCUUGGCCUUGCCAGCGUCGCAAGAUGUUCAGGUGUACCGUUUCCAGACCCAAGAAAACACAUCACACAACUUUCAGGUAG
Messenger RNA from Dermacentor andersoni, 4651 nucleotides. The record is from RefSeq and is a predicted model, not a curated record. Lineage: Eukaryota; Metazoa; Arthropoda; Arachnida; Ixodida; Ixodidae.